This is a messenger RNA of Drosophila ficusphila, 9200 nucleotides long. RefSeq lists its product as uncharacterized. Lineage: Eukaryota; Metazoa; Arthropoda; Insecta; Diptera; Drosophilidae. Gene Ontology annotation, cellular component: nucleus. Gene Ontology annotation, biological process: regulation of transcription by RNA polymerase II. The coding region runs from base 357 to 6473 and encodes 2038 amino acids. Gene Ontology annotation, molecular function: double-stranded DNA binding; transcription coregulator activity; protein binding. The transcript is spliced from 21 exons. The record is from RefSeq and is a predicted model, not a curated record.
CACAGUUUUGGAGUAACUCAAAAUAUUUUCGCUAUGGUUUUUUUUUAAUAAUUUCGUGUGUGAAACGGUGAUAUUAUUGAUUUUUAAUUGCAUUUAAUGCAUCGGCCAGCCGAGACACAUCAAAAUCCGCUGGAAGACUUUACGGAUUUCCCACACAAAGGCAGUGAAAAAGUUUUGUUUACCUUUUUUCGAUAUCCCAGAGUUCUGCGAUUUCCGUGUCACUGUGUGCGUGUAAGAGUGCCCGUGUGUGUGCGAGCUGGUGUGCAAAAAUGGAAAUGCAUUCUCAAUAAAAUAAAAUAAAUGUGCCAACCAAGGAAAAGUAGCGCAUUCUAAAAUUGGUUGCUAAAGCUGCGCACAUGGAAAAUGUGUCCAAUGUUUCCACCAGCACUUCGUCUUCUUCUUCAACUUCAACUACUUCCGCACUGAAACUCCAAAGCCAAAUAAAUUCCAAAAAUGUACUAAUCCGAUCGCAGAGCAGUGGCAAGCUAAUCAGCAAUGAAGCAAAACCGGCUAAAUCUACAGCAGCAACCAGUACAACGACGAAUCUGCGAGCGGCCAAGCUCAAGAUCGGGGCCAUGCAACAGCAGAAGAAGCAACAGCAGCAGCAACAGCAGCAACAGCAACAGCCGACGAACGGCAGCAACAUCAUCCUGCUGCGCGGCACGCGCAACGAGAAUGGGCAGAUCAUCAUCCAGAACAAGCAGGACAUCCUCAGCCUGCUCAGCGAGCAGCAGCAGCAGGAGAAGGGCCACCCGUCCACGGCCAUCACGCUCAACCAACUGCCCACAGCCACGACGGUGGCCAGGAAGACCAUUGUGCAGAGCUCGGGUGGCAGCAUCAGCGGUAACAGCAACAGCAGCAGCAACUCGACUAUUUCCAUUGUGGCCAGCGGCAACAGCAAGGAGUCCAGCAGCAACACGAUCCUUCUGCAAACGCCCAUCAAUGCCAGCCAGUUGGAGAGCGUUCUGAAGGCCCAGGAGCGUUCCAAGCAGCAGAAUGCCGCACAAGCAAAGCUGGUGGAGCGACCCUUUAUGCUGAAACACGCCUCGCGCAGCCUCAGUUCCGAGAGCAACUGCGACAGCAAGUCGCCCUUUGUGCUGCAGACGCUGAAGCGCCUGGAAAAGUCGCAGUCCAUCCUGGUCAUCCGCAACUCCACUGGCACCAGCUCCGCCAGCAACUCUUCCAUGGCCACUUCGCCUCCAAGCGGCAACGGGCUGACCUCUUCAAGUAUUCUCAGCGUGACACGCACCUCGAAGGCGGCCAAGGGCGUGGCAGGGGCGCUGCACAAGCUCAAGGCGGCGGCAGCAACAACAGCAGCGAGCGCAGGGGCAACGUCCACGGGAGCAACAGCGUCGACGGCCACUACGAUCUUGAGGCUGGGAAAGAGCGCCACCACUCUGGCCAUUAACGGCGGCAGUAAGCUGGAGGCAACGACAACCACGGCGGCAACAACAGCAGGUGCUGUUGCAACAACGACAACGACAACAUCAAAUAAAUUGUCCGGCGCGGUGACAAGCGAGCAGCAGCAGCAGCAACAAUCGACAACAUCGCAAACGAAUGUGCCGCUUGGGAACGAUGGCGAACCCAUCAAGCUGCCCGACAAUUUGGAGAGCCUGCCAAGAGCCGACAGUUUUCCAUCACAGCGCCAUCGUUGGAAUACAAAUGAGGAAAUCGCUGCGAUUCUUAUCAGCUUUGAUAAGCACGGCGAGUGGCAGUCCAAGGAGGUUCGAACCAGACCCAAGAGCGGAUCGCUGCUGCUCUACUCCAGGAAGAAGGUGCGCUACAGACGCGAUGGCUACUGCUGGAAGAAGCGCAAGGAUGGCAAGACCACGCGCGAGGAUCACAUGAAACUGAAAGUACAAGGCACUGAGUGCAUCUAUGGUUGUUACGUACACUCGGCCAUAUUGCCCACAUUUCAUCGCAGAUGUUACUGGCUGCUGCAGAAUCCGGACAUUGUUUUGGUGCACUACCUGAACGUCCCGUAUCCGGAUGAUAAUAAAAUGGCCGUGAUUGCGCCCAGCAUCACUCUCUGGGGCGACAAGAAGGAGUGGACCAAGGAGGAGCUGGUCAGCCAGCUGAAACCAAUGCUCUCCACAGUCAAUUCGGAUGAUGACUCCGACUCGGGCAACGACAUUGAAAUAUCGACGGCGGAGACGGUGGAGUCCAUUGUGUGCCAGCUGAUGGAGAAGCAGCGAUUGUCCCGCCAGGCUGCGCUGGUCAAGCAGCUGGACUGCGGCUGCGGCGACGGCGGAUGUGCGGACGGGAAGAGCUGCACGCACCCCGUGAUGCGGCGGUCGGGCGCCAUGCUGAAGGCCUCGGUGCAGGAGAAGCGGCUGGGCGAGCCCUUCAACGGGAACACGCCCAACGUGGUGGUGGCCAGCAAGCUCUACUCCCGGUGGGCGGAGCGGCCGCGGCAGCACCUCGACAACCACGGCCAGUUCCACAACGUCACGCAGCAGCUGCCGCAGGAGUCGGCCAUCAAGUUCCAGAUCAUUCCGCCGCAGCAGCAACACCAGCAGCAGGAAGGGAGCUACCAGCAGCAACAGCAGCAGCAGCAGCAGUACCGAGGAGCCAGUCAGAUGCUGGCAGCAAGGAGUAAUCUGGUGAUGCAGCAGCAGCAGCAACACCAACAGCAGCAGCAGCAGCAGCAGCAGCAGCAGCAGCAGUACCAUCAGCAACAACAGCAGCAGCAGCUGAGCCUGCAGCGAUUCGUUGCCAGCCAGAGCCAGAAUUCGGUGCACCUGAACCAGCAGCACAGGCUGCAGAUAGCCAACACAACGAUCACGGCCACUGCCAGAGAUCCUGCGACGACUGCAUCGGCCGCCUCGAGUGUUAUGGACACGGAACUAAUUGAAAACCAAAGCCACAUGACCGCAAACAAAAUCACGAGCUCCAGCAGCAGUGGAGGCAGUGGCAGCAGCAGCAAUGCCAGCAAGCAAUUAGCAGCCCAAACAAACAACGAAUUAAAUGUCGUAAAUAGUAACGACACCGGCAACAAUAACUUUAUGUACAAUCAACAGCAGCAACUCAAUGCUUCCAGCAACAGCAACAACAGCAGCCAGCAGCAGCAGCAACAACAGCAACAGCAACAUUAUUAUAAAUUGCAACAGACAACGGCAACCCCGAGCAGUGGUCAGCCACCCCCUCUGGCGCAAGUGGCACCCCUUUCCCUGGCCCAACCCCAACCCCCCGUGGAGGCCAUGUGCAUGUCGCCCGAGCACCGGAGCAGCAGCCAGUCGUCCACCACUGCAACGUCUUCCGCUGGCAACAACGCCCCCUCCCUGUCCACGCCCACAUCCACUCCCAUGCCCACGCCCACACCCUCAGCCUCAGUCUCAGCCUCGUCCAUCUCCAUGUGCACGCCCACGUCGGGCACCUCGUCCACCUCGAGUUCCUUACAAUCGAUUAUCGAUGGCAAUCAGCAGCAACAAAUUACAACGACGGCGACGGCAGCACCUUGUGAUAAUUUAAUGAGCGCCAGUGCGCCCUCUGAGCAGGAGGGCACCCCGCUCAACAAUCAGGCCGCAGAAGCCCUCGUCAGGAGCCAGGCGCUGGCUCAGCCCCUAAACCAAAACCAAAACCAGAACCAGAACGGUUGUGCCACCUUCAGUGCUUCCAGCGACAACAGCAGCCAGAUCAGCGACGAGAGCAGCAGCUUCGGCGGCAACAACCAGCACAGCAGCCAGAGCAGCAGCAGCAGCAGCGAGGAGGAGCCCCAGGCGGAGGCGCUGAGCUUCUUCAACGAGACCCUGGACCUCUCGCACGAGGACAUCCAGCGCACCCUGAUCGCCAACAUGCCGUACAACGCGGCAGCAGCCGGAGCAGCGGCACCCGGUGCGGCGAUGUCCGCGGGCAGCAGCAAGCCCAAGAGCAGCCAGCAGGAGGCGGAGAAGAAGCCCGACCCCGAAGCGGAGGUGGAGGAGGACGAAACGGACGACGUGUUCGCCAACCUGGACGCCUUCGACAUGCUCGUGGAGUUCCCCGAGCUGGACCUGGACGACAAGCAGGCCCUGAACAACACCGCCCUGGAGCAGGGCUCCUUUUUGGGGGAGGCGGCGCCCUCGCAGCCCCGCAAGGUGUUGAACAUAUGCGACUUCAGCCCCGAGUGGUCAUACACGGAGGGGGGCGUGAAGGUGCUGGUGGCCGGACCCUGGACGUCCGCCAACGGUGGCGCCUACACGGUGCUGUUCGACGCCCAGCCCGUGCCCACGCAGCUGGUGCAGGAGGGAGUCCUCCGCUGCUACUGCCCCGCCCACGAGGCGGGCUUCGUGACCCUGCAGGUGGCUUGCAGCGGUCUGCUCGUCUCCAACUCCGUGAUGUUCGAGUACAAGCUGUCGCUGCUGGCGGACGCUCCCUUCGACGCCAGCAGCUCCAACGACUGUCUGUACAAGUUCACGCUGCUCAACCGCCUCUCCACCAUCGACGAGAAGCUGCAGGUGAAGACCGAGCAGGAGCAGGAGCUCACGACCGAUCACACCGCUCUCUAUCUGGAGCCGAACUUUGAGGAGAAGCUGGUGGCCUAUUGCCACAGGCUGAUCAAGCACGCCUGGAGCAUGCCCAGCACAGUGGCCUCCUGGACGGUGGGCCUGCGGGGCAUGACCCUGCUCCAUCUGGCCGCCGCCUUGGGCUACGCUAAGCUGGUGGGCGCCAUGCUGAACUGGCGCUCGGAGAACCCACAUAUCAUUCUCGAAACGGAGCUGGACGCCCUGAGCCAGGAUGUCUAUGGCUUCACCCCACUCGCCUGGGCGUGCGUGCGAGGCCAUGUAGAGUGCUCGCUUCUGCUGUACAAGUGGAACCACAACGCGCUGAAGAUCAAGACGCAGGCACAGCAGACGCCCCUCGACUUGGCCAGCAUGCGGGGUCACAAGCACCUGCUGGCGCAGAUGUAUCGCCUGGAGAAGGAGCGCUGCCGGAAGCCACAGUUGCGCGGCGGCCUGGCCAACCUCUCUAUGAACAUGGGCUUGGAGGCGGAGACGGAGGUGGAGCAGCACCAGAGCUUCAGUGGCUUUGACUUGGAGCUCCAACGCAAGCACGAUGGCGUUUUUCUGCGACCUGUUGCUGUGCUCAGCAAUCAGAGUCCCCCGAAUAACGGCAGUCGGUACUCCAAACGCUCCUCGAUUGACAGUGGCAUCAACAUGGACAUUCGCAGCAAAUCCGGCAAACCGCUGGCCCGGCUUCACAGCAACUUCGAGAGCCAUGACAAUUAUGCCCUGGGCGUUGACUCGCCGCUGGACUCGCUGACCGGGACGAACUGCCUGCUGUCGCCGCUGCGCAAGAUGGACUUUGCCCUCUGCGAGGUGUCCACGGGCGAAUCGAGUCCCGUGCACGACAAAGACAUCGAUUGCGACGACAACUCCACGAGCGCGACCGACGUGACCAUUGGCAACGACUUGGCCCUGCCCGAUGCCGUUGUAGGGGAUUCGGAUGCCAAAGUGCUGACACUAGCCGAACACAUAAUAGCCGCCAUGCCGGAAAGGAUUAAGAACGAAGCCGAUGAAAUGAUGGUGCUGGGCAGCCCCCUAACAGAACCCCUUACUUCGGAGUCAUCGGCGCUGACGGACAGCUUCAUGGACCCGCUGCUCGACUCGCUGCCGAACACCCAUUUCGACAGCGACUUCAGCUUCGACUUCCACGACCACAGCUAUCGCUACCACGACGUCAGCACGCCCUGCUCCAGCCUGAGCCCGGCCAGCUCGGGGCCCCUGCAGUCGCCCGCCAGCUACUCGAUCCUGGGCACGGACCCCUCGGUCAGCUCACCCAGUCCCCCGCCGUCCACCAAGCAGUUGACGGAGUUCCUGCACGCCUCCAGCAUCUCGCAGUACCCCUUCGAGGCGGACUUCUCCAAGCUCACGCUCACGGACACGGAGCAGCGGGAGCUGUACGAGGCGGCCAAGUGCAUCCAGAAGGCCUACCGCUCGUACAAGGGCCGCCAGAAGCUGGAGGAGCAGAACAAGGAGCGGAGCGCGGCCACCGUGAUCCAGAACUACUACCGGCGGUACAAGCAGUACGCCUACUACCGGCAGAUGACGAACGCCGCCCUGGUCAUCCAGCACGGCUACCGCUCCUAUCGACGGAACAAGCGGUUCAAGAAGAGCGGCUUGGGCCUGGGCAGCUCCAGUGACCACGGCAGCGUGAGCAGCAACUCGCAGUGCCUGUCCAGCUUCUACGACCACUACAAGCAGGACCAGCAGCAGCUGCACGAGAUGGGCUCCCAGCCCAGCACUCCCAAGGAAACCAGUCCCUCGGGGCCUCUGAAGCGAACCUAUUCUCAGUCCACCCAAAAUCAGGCUGCCAGAAAAAUACAACAGUUUAUGAGACAAUCACGCAUCAACAUUUGGGAUGCCAAUUUGACGACUUUGACUACAGAAAGAGCGAGCCGAAAAAGAGAAGCUGGUGCACCAACGCAGGGUGGAAUACCUUCAAAACUUGCAGUUUCAAGGGCAGCAGGAAAUGUUGGUGUGCCCCGAAAAUAGCAUUUCUGCGCCGAUCAGUGGCAUCAACAAUGCGAACAACAACAACAAUCUACACCAAAUGCAAUCCAAUCAGUGAGGGUCAACUGAGUGAACUUUUAAGAUAGGAACACGCUGCACGGUUCCAUAAGAAUUUAUGAAUAGCUUUAACAACCGAGUGAAACUUUCUACUUUCGUAUUUGUUCCGAUUUGGAAAAACAAUCCCAAGCACCUCUGUAGUGGAACUUUGUUUCAAACUCUCUAUAACACAAACCACACACAAUCUGAAUUAGUAGCAACUACCGGCACCUUGAUUCAUUUGCCUAACGAACUUUAGGACCCUAUGGAUAGAAACAGAUGUCGUUUUUGGAAGUGAAAGUAGCUUAGGUUAAUGCUCUUUUAUGGUAUUACUUAAACCUAAUCUUAACUAAAGAUCGAACUCCAGGGAGAUGAUAAGAACACAAUUUUUCCAUUUGUCAACUCGAAAGAACUUAUUACCGAAGCCUUUGAAAACUUUUUAACUCCAAUUGUAGUGAAAACGUAGCCUGCAAUAUAUACAUAUUAUAUACAUACUAUUUAAACCAAUAUUAUGCAUGUGUAUGCCUCUAUAUAGUUACAUUUGUAUAUAGAUAUUGCCUAACUAACUGAAUUCUAGUCUAUUUUAAAGUACUACCAAGCUCUGCGAUGCGACUAAGCUUGUCUCUAAAGCAAAUCCAAAUAAGCAUUAAUCCUCGAUCCUAACUAGUUGCUAACUGCUCCUUAGGCUUAAGCAUAAGACUCCACAGAAAGUCCAAGUUGUUGUUGAUUUCUAAAAUCAGAUAGUGCGCAGCAGCUACCAAUCUAUCAUGUUUCAAAGAAAGAAAACCCUAUUCUAAUUUCUAAUACGAAAGUACUUAAUACUAAGUCUUAACUUAUCUGACUACCUAGACUAAGCUUAGCUAAUGAUAGAAGAAAUCAAAAGAGUGGAUCAUGUUUCACCACAAAUUUGUGGGCGGUCAGCCAGAAGAGAGGUGGAGGAUCCAGAGCCUGGAGUUUCCGACUUUCUGCUGCUGCUUCCCCAACUGAUUAACUGAUUGACCGCGCCAGUCAAUCUUAACUGCUUGAAGUCACAGCCAAAAACCAAACAUACAAGAGAGAAAAGUUUUUAAACUAAAUGUAACAAUAAAUGAAUUUUUGUAAAUUAUUUUUGUCCGUCCACAUUGUUAGCUUUCAUAACAUACCAACAAGAACAUAUAUACUUACAAAUAUACAAAAUAUAUAAUAUAGAAGGAGCCGAUACUCGAUCGACAAUUCGAGAAACUCUUUCAAAGGAUCGUUCAAGUUCGAAUUAAUAAAACAGAACACAGGCGACAGUUGGACGACGGAUGUACAUACACCAGCUCGAAUCCUGUGUCCUGCACACGGGAUCGGGACUCUUACCUCUAGCAGGCCCAAACCACAAAUACCAAACUCACAAGAACCCAAGUGCAAAAUAGAGCAACUCCAAGUGCGAGAGUGUAGAACCUGCAAAGUGCGAUGUGCAAACGGGCUGUAAGUUGACUUUACGCGACGAUGAUUGUCACAACCAGAAGCAGAAGCUACUGUUGAGGAGGGUGGGAUUAGGAUCUAUCACAUUGUUAACUAUUUAACUACGAACUAUUAUACUUAAUUCGCACUAUUAUUACUCUACGAACUUUGAUUGCAUUUUGCUCUAACUUAACUAUGUAUAAAUCUGAUCAACUGAUUCGAAAUGAAGACUAAAUACGAUUUCACUACUCAACUGACUUAAGAAUUGCAAUCAAUUUUGUUAACUGUUUAGGCAGGGUGUUAGACAUGUACCAGCUGAAUACUAAAUCCAAUUAAUUGCAAUAUUUGCACAUACUACACACAAGACAUGCUCUGGCUCACAAAGAACACCCAGACACACACACACACACAACACACAACACACAACACACAAUUUAUAAACCUCAAAGUAGCAACCUGAGUGUGUUUUAAUGGAAGGAGUCUUUUUAGAUAGAGGGAGGCCAAAAGGCAGAGAAAACUUAAGUACCUUAAGCCAAUUGGCACUAAAACUAAACUUAAUCUAACAAAAAAUUAUAAAUACCUAGAACGGACUCACAUAAGUGUCCAUAUCGAAGUGGCGGUGUCUGCGAUCGUAGGGCAAUUCCCCGGCCUAGUUUUGUUCGAACUUUUUCCUUCAACAACUGAACUUAUUCUAACGCAACACCAAAUUGUUGAUAUCUAACGAAAGUAAAUAAUACGAAACUAUUAUAGCUAAUGUAAACGUAAUUGGAUAAUUGGUAACCACAUAUCUGUUAGAUAAUUUACACCUCUUCGUCCUAAUAGAACUUCUAAGUGCGGCGCAUGUACGAAGCAAGCAUUCUUCUUCAACUUCAACUAGCUAACUAACCAUCCGAUUUGCCCCCAGAGUCCUAAAUUCAGCGAUUGAACUGUUUGUUUCCGACUUAAGGCUUAGUAGACCAGCAAAUAGGAACGGAUAUGAAACUGUUAACUAAACUUUUAAGCGAAAUAUGCCUAGAGUUUAAUCUUUUUAAAUAUUAUACCUUACUUGUACGGGAUACUUAGCAUGAACUAUACACAUAUAUCCGCAAACUAAAGAAUGUUUAACAAAUCAACGUAUUAUAUAUGUACAGACACAGACACUGAUACACCCAACCACAAAAAAACAUAGAGUUAUAUAUAUAUAUUGUAAAACGACUUUCCAGUUUCUGUAAAAUUGUAAUUACAUCCAAUAAAGUUUAAUUCAAC